This is a messenger RNA of Pararge aegeria (speckled wood butterfly), 1054 nucleotides long. RefSeq lists its product as uncharacterized. The record is from RefSeq and is a predicted model, not a curated record. The coding region runs from base 69 to 947 and encodes 292 amino acids. The transcript is spliced from 2 exons. NCBI's taxonomy places the organism in Eukaryota, Metazoa, Arthropoda, Insecta, Lepidoptera, Nymphalidae.
GUACAUCGUGGAAUAUUACGAAUAGCUGAGAAAGCGGUGUCGCGGAGUCGUAUCAACGAUAAACCAAGAUGAAAACUUCAAUUUUGCUGCCCGUCCUGAUACUGCUUAACAUAAUGUACCAAGCCCGAAGCGCUCCUUCUAGAAGAUCACGUGACGCCGCUUUGCCCGAAGAAACUGAAAGUGGACGACAAAGCAAACUUGAAGAUAAGUUUAAGGAAACUACAACAAAAGCUCCAGAACCCACGCAUAGAAGGAAUAAAGCACUAAACCUUUUUGGAGGAUACUAUCCUUCGUUCUUAUCAUCCGGCCUGGAUUAUUCUGAAGAUGACGACGAUGAUGUCACUUUCUCUGUUAACGACGACCGUUUCGAAGACGAUGACUUAUCACGAACAAUUCCGUCUAAACGCCGCCAGCAGAACAAGAAAAAGAACGGAGCGGAUUCUUUCCCAAAUGACAAUCUGAACUCUCUCCAGUACGAUAAUUCUCCUAUUUUCUACAUAAGAUUGCCACCUACACCGUAUAUGUUUGUGCCAGGAUUGGGAUACGUGUCGCAACCGCCAACAAUCGGACCCCCCAUGCCACCAAUGCUCCCACAAGUUCCCCAACAAGCUGAUCCGUUCAUAAAUCUACCAAUCGACUUCAUUUCCAAUGGUAAACCAACAGGUGUAUAUCAGUGGAGCGGCGCUCCUGGUUACCCACAACCUCAGCAAAUGCCUUUAGAUCCCUACGGCUAUGGCCCUUCACAGCCUAUGAUGCCGCCCUCUCGACCAAGCUAUAAUGCACCUUCUUACUCUAAACCCAAGCCGAAGCCAGCGCCAACUAAUUCCAAGGUCACUAAUUUAAAAGGCCCAUAUGUGUUUAAUGGAAAACCAGGAGAUAGUGUUUACGUACUUCGAGACACGUACAACUCAAUAUAUUCCGAUGCCCUUCAGAAUUUCUACCCUUAAAAUAUUCUGUGGUGUAUUUUUAGGAAAUAAUAAUGACUCGUAUCGAGUCGUCGUUAACAUAAAUAUUUUUCUAGGCCAGCCACAUGUUUGCACUUAGUGAUACGCAG